This is a messenger RNA of Talaromyces amestolkiae, 2013 nucleotides long. RefSeq lists its product as uncharacterized. NCBI's taxonomy places the organism in Eukaryota, Fungi, Ascomycota, Eurotiomycetes, Eurotiales, Trichocomaceae. The record is from RefSeq and is a predicted model, not a curated record. The coding region runs from base 1 to 2013 and encodes 670 amino acids. Gene Ontology annotation, biological process: transmembrane transport. The transcript has 8 exons.
AUGAGACCAACUAGGUCGUCGUACAUACUCUACGGCGUUUUAGUGCUAUUGGCAUCCACAGCGGCGUCAACGUCAACAUCAGCCGGAAUCAAUAGCACCGACAUCAAAUAUGGCGGACAAUUACCGUCCGUCAUCCGAAAGAUGAGCGACGAUGAAGGAGAAAAGUUCUAUUUUGACUAUUGGAGUUGGAAUGAUCCGUUCUUGCCAUCCGACUCUUCACAAAGAGAGGUUGUCAACACAUCAGUAACAGGAUUGGUGGAGCCUCAACCGGCAAUUUUACUACAUACCAGCACUGACGCAGACUUGCUGUCGUCCACUGAGGAAGAACGGGAUUACGCUAGAUCUGCCAGAAGGGCUUUAUUCAUGCUCUUGGGACGAGAUUUUCAGUGUCCCACGGUGCAGGACACUGGUCUUGGUGUUGUUGGUUGCUGUCCUGCGGGGGAGACAUGUGGUGAUACUUCGACGACAUUCAUUUCGUCUUCUACAGUUUCUACAGUACCAACUGUACCAACUUCGGUCUCAACUACUUCAUCUUCUACCCACACGACGAUAAGCACUAGCACGACAUCGUCCUCCUCUUCCUCACCCACCUCAACAGAGACUACCAGCACCGUCUCCCCUACAGCCCCAGUACGACCUACAACCAGUUCCCAAACCACCAUAACAAGCAGCGCCACCACCACAUCCAGCACCACAGUCUCGACCUGCCCUACAGGCUUCUACGCCUGCUCCGCCGUCUACGAAGGCGGAUGCUGCCGCACAGGUCGCAAUUGCGACACUACUUCUUGCCCAGCAACGUCAUCCACGACACUCAUCAACACAGACGGUAUCACUAUUGCUGUGCCGACGGGUAGUGCCGCGACGACCGCUACUGAGAGCAGCGGUUCGUGUGCGACUGGCUGGKUUAGUUGUGCUGCUUCAGCGGGCGGCGGGUGUUGUCCUAAUGGGUAUGUCUGUGGUAGUAGUUGCACGGCGUCGAGCUCAGGGACUGCGACGGCUACGGUUGUGAAGGAGCAGCCUGGUGUAGCGGGGAGGUAUGUGGCUGAUGUGUAUUUUAGCGGAGUUAUGGCUGUAUUUGUCACGGUCUGGUCAAUACAGCCCACCAUGUCGUCCUCCGAGAAGCCUCUCCCCUUCGCGUACCAAUUCGCCGCCGGUGCGAUUGCAGGUGUUUCCGAAAUUCUUGUCAUGUACCCAUUGGAUGUCGUGAAGACGAGAAUUCAACUCCAGUCCGGCGCUGGUACCGGCGAGGAAGCUUAUACAAGCAUGUUGGAUUGUUUCCGCAAGAUCGUCCGCAAUGAGGGAGCAUCUCGUUUGUACCGUGGUAUCACCGCCCCUAUCUUGAUGGAGGCUCCGAAGCGUGCCACCAAGUUCGCCGCCAACGACAGCUGGGGUGCCUUCUACCGCAACCUCUUCGGUGUCGAAAAGCCCACUCAGUCCCUGGCUGUUCUGACCGGCGCCACGGCCGGAGCCACAGAGUCCUUCGUUGUUGUCCCCUUUGAGCUCGUCAAGAUUCGUCUCCAGGACAAGGCCCAGGCACACAAAUACAACGGCAUGAUUGACGUCGUCUCCAAGAUUGUCAAGGAAGAAGGUGUCCUCGCCAUGUACAACGGUCUCGAGGCCACGCUCUGGCGCCACAUUCUCUGGAACGCCGGUUACUUCGGUUGCAUCUUCCAAGUCCGCCAACAACUUCCCAAGCCUGAACCGGGCAACAAGAGCCAACAAGUCAUGACUGACAUGAUUGCCGGUGCUAUCGGUGGUACAGCGGGUACCAUCCUCAACACGCCCAUGGACGUCGUCAAAUCGCGUAUUCAGAACAGCCCCAAGGUUGCCGGUUCCGUGCCUAAGUACAACUGGGCCUGGCCCGCUGUUGCGACUGUUGCGCGCGAGGAAGGAUUCAGUGCUUUGUAUAAGGGUUUCCUGCCCAAGGUGCUUCGAUUGGGUCCUGGUGGUGGUAUUCUUUUGGUGGUGUUUACUGGUGUUAUGGACUUUUUCCGUACUCUGCGUGCGGAGUGA